Molecule: messenger RNA, 1765 nt
Organism: Biomphalaria glabrata
Lineage: Eukaryota; Metazoa; Mollusca; Gastropoda; Planorbidae
Exons: 5
Coding region: 270-1097 (275 amino acids)
Source: RefSeq, a predicted model, not a curated record
CGAUCAAUAGACCAAAGUAUUUGAUACUUACACUAAUUUGUUUUCAUUAAUUAUUUUCACUUAUCAGUUAUCACUUAUCAGUAUACACCAUUUGAUAGAAGUUAACUUUAGAUUAGACGUAAUUGUUAAUUUGAUUUAUAAAAGAUCAUUUGUGCUUGCAUUUUAUAGAGCGAAUUGAAAGGAGAUACAAGUAUCGGGAUUGAAAUUGAAAGAAUUCGUGAAAUAAAAAAAAAAUAAGUGACAUUGUUUUACAGAACAAAUAAAACACGAUGUUUGUGAGUCUUGUAGUGGGAGUGUACACUUUCUUCGUCCUAGCUUCAGGUCAAGGUCCGCAACUGCCAGAUUUAUUAGCAAUUGAAUGCACUGAAAAAGGACCGUACUUUUGCCGCCCUUACGGCCUCUGUUGCAGAGGUGACCAGUUCUGCCUUGAAGGUGAAUGUCUGUCGUGUUUCCCCAGUGAUGUACCCGAAGAAAAGCUGCUCGAUUGGUGCAGAGAUUUUGGUCAGUCUGUGGAACAAAUGAGACACCGGUCGUGUAGGCUGGCUUGCUUUUUUAAGUUUAAUGCAUUGGACGUUUUGCAGAGUAAAGGUUGUCGUGAUGACGCUAGCAAAUGUCCAUCUGGUCAGAAAUGUCACGAUGACCAGUACUGCAAUGGUACUGCUUGCGUCUCUUGCUUUCCCUCCAACAUGUCAGAGCUCCAACAGAUCUCUCUGUGCCGGGAAAUACUCCAUAGCAAUACCUCGUCAUUAGAGCACAAGUCGUGUGUGCCAGCGGCCUGCUACGCAAGAUUCAGCCCAACACAGCUAGCACACAUUCAAGAUAAAUUGGACCAUUGGAUGGUCGCCUUCUUUGUGGUGUGUACAACUUUUGCUCUCUACGUGCUGUUUGACGCUAACUACUCCAAGUUAAAAAGUCUCAAGCAGAAGUAUUGCAACUCAGCCAGCCAGAAAAAUAACAAACAGAGCGAUAGAACAUACGUUUCAGCUCCAAGUCUGGAAAGUCUCCCACUCAACAAGACAUUAGAACACAGCUUAAGCAGGGAAGACAAAAAUAUUGAUCAAUUAGAAAGACAGCCCAUUUCCGGCAUUGCCACCUGACACCAAAAGUCUUAGACAAAAAUUGCACUAUUUUGAAGUAAACAUUUAGAAAAAUGUCUCAUUCAGUAAUUAUCUCUGAACUACACUUCCACAUUAAAAGUGGGGCUACCAUUUUGUGGGCAAUAAGCCUAAUGUUGGGCAUCGCAUUUUGUAGAGGCAUUCGAGAGAUUUUUACGAAAACAAUUUAAAACAUUCCAACCAUAGACUUAUAUAUACUACUCUAGACUGAACACUACAAAAAAUGUGAAAAUUUUGUAGAAAGUUGGAUCAAGGCGUUGUUUUGUAGAGUAGUUAAAAGAAGUAAAGUUGUUGUUUUUUUUAACCCUAACCUAUGUAACAUAUAAUUUAAUUUUUAGAUCUAGAUCUAGUAAUUAAACAUCAAAAAUAAGAGUACUCUCGUCUUAUAAUUAGGAAUUAGCAAUUUUUAGAUACAAAGUCUAGAAAGAUCUAGGUAAUUAAUCUAUUUAAAUAUACAUAAGAUGAUUUAAAUCAACAUGAAUUAUUUCCAUCUAGGAUUUUUGAAACAUUAUCUCAAUGGAAACAAACUGGAAAUGGCUUUGUUUCAUAUAUUUGCGUGAAUAUCCGAGAAAUGAUUUUGCAUUAUUUCUAAACUUUGAAAACUAAAGAUCAUUACUUUUCUAUGAAAAAAGAGUUUACGUACAUAAAAA